UGGGUCACAGACAGAGCUGUUGCCCGCAGCGUCCCUUUCGCAAUCAAUAGAUAGGAGUUUCAACUCAAAUCAACCUCCGAAGAAACCAGCAACCAUCGACUGAACUGUCUAUCUCUCCGGAUACUUUUCGCAAGCUUCAGGUUGAUCGCAAUGAUUGCCUGUGAAGACCGCCAAUAAACAUAUCGGUUGCUCGUAGCGUGCGUGGCCGGCUCCAUGGCGACAGUGCGCAUAUGUGUCUGUGGCGAUGAAGGGACGGGGAAGUCCAGCUUGAUAACAUCGCUGGUGAAAGACAUCUUUGUGACGAAUAAAAUACAAUCGGUUCUGCCGCAUAUCACUAUCCCACCAAGCAUCGGCACCCCAGAGAAUGUUACCACGACAAUCGUCGAUACAUCUGCCCUGCCACAAGAGAGAAACACGUUACGCAAGGAAAUCCGAAAGUCAAAUGUUAUUCUGCUGGUAUACUCGGAUCACUACAGCUAUGAGCGCGUAGCUCUGUUCUGGAUGCCGUAUUUUCGGUCGCUUGGUGUCAACGUCCCCGUUGUGCUUUGUGCAAACAAGUCCGACAUUACCGCAAAUGGCACUACUGCGCAGGUUGUGGAAGAUGAGAUGCUCCCGGUGAUGGCGGAGUUCAAAGAAAUCGAUUCUUGCAUCAGAACAAGCGCGCGCGAACAUCACAAUGUCAACGAAGUCUUCUUCCUGUGUCAAAAGGCUGUGACACACCCUAUCGCCCCACUUUUUGAUUCGAAAGAAGGCGUGCUGAAGCCUUCAGCAGUAGCUGCUCUACGGAGGAUCUUCUAUCUGUGUGAUAAGGACCAGGACGGCUAUUUGAACGACCAGGAGAUGCACGCCUUUCAGGCCAAAUGCUUCCAGAAACCCUUGUCGCCAGAUGAUCUCGAGAACAUCAAGCUAUCCAUAACACGGGGCUCCGAGCGGUCAACUGUGGAUCAGGGUAUUGAUAUCGAUGGGUUUAUACACUUAAACAAGAUUUUUGCGGAGAAGGGUCGCCAUGAGACUAUUUGGAUCAUCCUGAGGACGUUCCAGUACACCGACAGUCUCAGCCUUAAGGAUAGCUUCCUCAACCCAAAGUUUGACGUCCCCGAAUACGCCUCAGCCGAACUUAGCCCAGCUGGGUACCGGUUCUUCGUUGAUUUAUUUCUGGUCUUUGAUAAGGACAACGAUGGCGGACUUAACAACGACGAACUUGCUGCACUAUUCGCCCCAACCCCUGGUUUACCGCAAUCAUGGAACGAUUCCUCCUUCCCUUCCUCCACAGUGCGCAACGAUGCUGGUCUUGUUACUCUUCAGGGCUGGCUGGCCCAAUGGAGUAUGACGACGUUCGUCGAACCUAAAACUACUCUGUCGUACCUGGCGUACCUUGGCUUUGAACCCGCAAGCUCGCGUGAAUCUACGACGGCUGCCCUGAAAAUAACCAAGGCUCGCAAGAGGCGCCGACGACCAGGCCGUGUUGAACGCAAUGUAAUGCUGUGUUACGUUCUCGGGGCCCCAGGUUCUGGAAAAUCAUCGUUACUGGACGCUUUCCUCAAUCGGCCGUUCGAUUCGCUGUAUCAUCCAACCAUCAAACCUCGCACUGCUGUCAAUAGUGUGGAGCUUCAGGGCGGCAAGCAAUGCUACCUCAUUCUGGAGGAACUUGGCGAGUUAGAACCUGCCAUCCUGGAGAAUACAUCGAAACUAGAGGCAUGUGAUCUGAUCUGUUACACGUACGACUCGUCCGAUCCCGAUUCAUUUUCUCACAUUGUCAAUUUGCGGAAGAAAUACCCGCACCUCGAUGAUCUUCCGAAUAUCUACGUUGCCCUCAAAGCAGACCUCGACAAGACGACGCAGAGGAGCGAGCAGCAGCCAGACCAGUACACUGUUGGCCUGAUGAUGAAUGCGCCUCUCCAUGUCAGCGUUACAUGGCAUAGCAUUAGCGAGCUAUUUGUCACACUGGCGGAGGCGGCCAUCAACCCCAGCAUCGCCUUCCCAAAGAGCGAGGAGGAGCCUCCGGACAGGACGGGCCUGUAUGUAGCCCUAGGAGCGACCGUAUGCGCGGCGGUCGCGGCAGUGAUGAUUUGGAGAAGGACAACGGCCGUUUCUUGAUGAUGCCUUGCGUGAAGCUAUCACUUCACCUGGCUAUAGUGAUACCCCACUCACAGUUUUAACCCGAUAAUAAUAAUGUAAUCGAACUAGAUAAAUAUAAUAAGAAGGUGAUCAGAAUGGUGAAUUCACCAUGAAUUGAGCCUCUUCCCGUUUA
Molecule: messenger RNA, 2251 nt
Organism: Pseudogymnoascus verrucosus
Lineage: Eukaryota; Fungi; Ascomycota; Leotiomycetes; Thelebolales; Thelebolaceae
Gene: GEM1
Product: ERMES complex Ca(2+)-binding regulatory GTPase gem1
Exons: 2
Coding region: 214-2097 (627 amino acids)
Biological process (GO): small GTPase-mediated signal transduction; mitochondrion organization; regulation of mitochondrion organization
Cellular component (GO): mitochondrial outer membrane
Molecular function (GO): GTP binding; calcium ion binding; GTPase activity
Source: RefSeq, a predicted model, not a curated record